AUGCCUGUUGCUGACUUUGUCUCUCAGAAAUUUGAGUACUUCCAUAUUCCUAUUAGCAAAUGUUUUUGCCAUAUCCUAACUGCUAUAAACCCUGACAGCAGCCAUACCUUGUGUACUAUUACUGCAAAGGAGACAAAGGCAGAGAAGAUAGACAUUAUUACUGAGCAAAGUGGUAUCCAGCCAUACCAAAAGAAAGUCCAGAAAGUAAAACCACCUGAGAAGACCGGGCCUGGCCAAGCAAAACAUACCAAUCCACCUGGGCUUGGCUCGGCUCUAACAGCACUAUGCCUAGAUGCAGCAGGUGACUUGGUCUCAGAGAACACAAGUAACUUGGAUAAUACGAAGGGCAAAGCUCCUAAAAAUGCUCCAGUUACUUCAAACCCCUCCGAAAAAUACAAUAAUGCCUCCUUAGUCAAACUUAUUGCUCUCCAUUUGUUCUACAUGCCAGAAUUCCAUUAG
This is a messenger RNA of Hyaloscypha bicolor E, 459 nucleotides long. RefSeq lists its product as uncharacterized. The transcript has 5 exons. The record is from RefSeq and is a predicted model, not a curated record. Lineage: Eukaryota; Fungi; Ascomycota; Leotiomycetes; Helotiales; Hyaloscyphaceae. The coding region runs from base 1 to 459 and encodes 152 amino acids.